Aspergillus wentii DTO 134E9 is the source of this 1864-nucleotide messenger RNA. RefSeq names its product ankyrin repeat domain-containing protein. The transcript has a single exon. Bases 81 to 1640 code for a protein of 519 amino acids. Gene Ontology annotation, molecular function: protein binding. NCBI's taxonomy places the organism in Eukaryota, Fungi, Ascomycota, Eurotiomycetes, Eurotiales, Aspergillaceae. The record is from RefSeq and is a predicted model, not a curated record.
CCUCUCACGUGAAAGGGUCAGCCUUGUCUGAAUUUUCAACCUCCAUCUUCAUUUCACUGUCCAUCCAGAGGGUAGUCAUCAUGGACUGUACGAACCAUGUAUCGGGAGAGCUCUACGGUAUUGGUAUCCGACUCGGACUGUACCUCCACUGGGCUGCUCUGUUGAUCCUCCGUGCAUCGGGCCGUGGGUCAUGGAGCACGCUGUCCCGCAUCCGGAUGAGCGUCAAUUUAAUUUCCUGCAUGAUAUUCUCCAAACUUGUUUCUGACAUUGUACAUUCACGAUCUCUUUCUCUGGAUUUCCUGAUCACAUUUUAUCUGAUUGUGGUGCUAUUCUACCCUGACGGGUAUAAUCUCUACAGACAGAGCAACGGGGAGAGACGAUCCGGAUACAGAUAUACUCUUCUGCCUGAUAUACCACUUAUCCUAUAUAAUCUGAUCUGUCUCGCAGUGUCUGUCUUGGGGGCAUGGUUCUGGUUGAAAGGAAUCCACCAUACUGAACCUACCUCCUGUUCUGCUAAAGCUGCCUUCUUUGGCGUUUUCGAUCUGUAUGAUCAUCGCUGGCGAUCAUUUGCAACUGCCUGGGCGAUUCUCUCAGUGGUCUUCUUUUUCAUUCUCCUCAUGAUCCAUACUUUUGAAUACUGGAGUGAAAACGGGAAGAAGGUAGAAAAGUAUGACCUGGCAAGGAGGCGCGGCGUACACUGCGGUUUGCCGUUUCCCUCUAUCCCGGCCAUGUCCAGGGGAUUCCUCAGACCUCGGGUGCCGAGAAUAAUUGCAAGGUUCAAGUGGAAAAAACCAUACGCCAGACGGAUCGUUAUCCUAGCCUUGAGAGUGACUCACUGGCUGUUUAUCAAUUUCAUUCCUCCACUGGCAGCGAUUAUCUCAGCCGAGCGGAUGAUUCAUGCCAACCAGCUGAACGUCGGUGCACUGUCCGAUUCCGCUGGGCAGAUCCUUGUCCUGAUCAUGGGAAUCGCCAAUAUGAUUUCUCUUCUUUGGGAGAUUGCACGGAGACCUAACAAACCGUACGAAGAUCCACUGGCAGCAUACAUGUACCACUGUCACUCCUCUUCACCAUGCGAUAGAGACGAAGCAUCCCAGAUUCUGAGAGAGCUACUACGGUCAUACAUCAACUAUGACCCUAUCGUUCGCUUAGACGCACGUAAACACCCUCUCGAAUCCCUCUUCCGAACGGCAUUAAUGGAGCAAUCAAGAAAGAGCAUCAUCGACGCUGCUGGACAUGGCGAUCUCUCCACCGUCAACGAGAUUCUGGCCUCGCAAAAGACAAGAGAUUAUCAUCAGCACUCACCAGAUGUGAAAAUCCCUCGUUCCGCUCUCAACUUCGCUGCGAGUUAUGGUCAUGUGGAGGUGGUUAAGCGGUUGCUGGAGGACGAGAUGACCGUUCUUGCCUGGCAUCCACUGGACAAUUAUCAUUGUGGGCCUCUUUACUCUGCGGCACAGAAGGGUCAUUCUGUCGUUGUGGAAUUGCUGCUCGAGAAAUUUUGGGGGAAUUUGGAUGGUCGUCGCAAGGAAGUGGAGUGCGCAUUAGGUGCAAUAGAGGAUAAUACUCCUGGUCAUUCUGAGGCAAGAAGGUUGUUGGAGGCGUAUCGUGAUGGUCUUGAUAAAGAGAAACUGGAUAUUGUGUAAUUGAUAUAUGAUUAUUUGUGUUGUAAAUGCUUGUUCGAGAGUAGUCAGAACACCAGUUACAGGUCGAUGGAUUCCUCAGGGCAAAAUAUAUACCUUGAUGCCGUAACUAACAAUAGACAACAUCCACUCUUAUAGUAUAGGGUCUUCUCUGAUUCCGGUUGACCUGUGCACCAGGUGAUCUCUACCAACAGAAUAAAACCGUCUACUACAUAAUUUAUGCACCG